AUGUUGGAAAAUAUUUAUGCCGUUACCGAGAUGAUCCUGCCUCCAGCUAAUAUAGUUGCCAUAUGUGAGAGUGACUUUGGUCACUUGUUUAGAGAUAUGGGAUACAACUUUCUUCACCCGUUUCCAUGUGGUAAUGAUUUUCAUAGCUUUCUGGCACACCAUUUGUCUUUGUCCCCUGGCGAAGUGGAACCAGUUGAAUCUCCUGCCUACUGGGAUUGCUUUGUAUGCGACCGUGAUCCUCCUAGCCAAGGCUUUGAAACUUUAAUCGCUCACCUUUCUAGUGAAGAACAUCAAGAAGAGAUGGCUUUGGAAUUGUUGGCCCUUGAAUCUCAGCUUACUGUGGCUCCCCUUCCUUCUACUGUGGCUCCCCUUGAUCCUCCAUCUACUGUGGCUCCCCUUGAUCCUCCUCCUUUCAUGGUGAAUGGGAGGGAGUAUGUCCCAAUUCAAAUACCAAGUGGGUCUCCUGAGAUGGACAUGGAGGAUGUAUCAGUGUUUCGUGCGGUUUCCCAUGGUCCUCCUCCUUUCAUGCCCCUACCUGAGAUAGACAAGGAGGCUGUAACAUCGGUGUUUUGGGACAUCAGUGAGUGUCCGGUUCCGUGUGGCUUUGAUGCUCGUCUGGCCGGUCCGCAUAUUAAACGGUAUUUGAAGAAUGAAGGCUACGCUGGUCCUCUCACCAUCACUGCCGUUGGAAUCCGUCUUACUCACGUCCUUGAGGGUUCCAGAGAAAUGAUGAGUCUUAUGUAUCGGUCUAUCAAUAGUAAUCCACCUCCAGCUAAUAUAAUGGUCAUAGCCAAUCCGAACUUUGUGAGGAGGAGGAUAAGUGCGGUGAAACGGGUGAAUGGGUUUGCACCUAAUCAUGCUUCCCAAGGCUUUGAAGAUUUCACCACGCAUCUCGCUAGUAGAGCACAUGAACGGAAAAUGUUGGACUGUGUGCCUAGGAAUGUUCGGCUUUCAAAGAAGCAACCACUGAAUGCUUCCUACCACAGGCAACGAGCAACUGUGAGGAUGAGGGUGCGAAGAAGAAGAGUAGAUUGGGCCAUGGUGUUGUUCUUCUCUAAAGGCAUUUCGUAUGGUGAAUGA
Arabis nemorensis is the source of this 1080-nucleotide messenger RNA. NCBI's taxonomy places the organism in Eukaryota, Viridiplantae, Streptophyta, Magnoliopsida, Brassicales, Brassicaceae. The record is from the annotation of a GenBank genome assembly.